AUGGUAUUUUGCGAUUCGCUUCACCUGCGACCGGUGCAGAAAAGUGUACAAAACCAAAGGAUCCCUGGUACGGCACCAACAGCACGAGUGCAGUGGGGUACGAAAAUUCGUGUGCUCGAUCUGCUCGAAAUGCUUCAAGCACAAGCACCACCUACAACAGCACGCGGGACGACUUCAUCCUUGGCUGGUGUACUCGUCUUAAAUCGAACGCUUUCAAACAAAAACUGGACCGAUCACUGGCAAUACACGUGCGAGCGUUGCUUUAAAAAUUACAAGUCGCGGAUCUCGCUGAUGCAGCACCAACGACGCGUGUGCGGUGUCGGGCAGCAGUUCGUCUGUGUCGUCUGUGGCAAUCGGUACAAGCACAAACAACAUCUCAAGAAACACCUAAGUAGCAAAGACGAAGAAGAGCGAAAACACGAGUGCACUCGAUGCGGCAGGCGGUACAAGUGGCGCAAGUCUCUGAACGUCCACAGACGCAAUGCCUGCGGCGCCGAGCCACGUUUCGUCUGCCGGUUGUGUCCUAACAAGCGCUACAAGCACAAACACCAUCUAAAAGAGCACGUGCACAAGUACUAUUACGUCAACGACGAUUACGGUGUCAUCGCCGACCCACCGAUUCCACCAACUAUCGGAUUAAGCAGCGAGUACGGCGUCAUCGCCAACCCACCGCUUCCACCAACUAUCGAAAUAGGUGACGUCGAUUAUAGUGACUACACGAAGCCCCGACGCAGUGUUUACAGGCGCCCAAGUUCAGCUGCGAUGUCUGCGAGCGUAGCUUUUAUCGGCGCUACGAACUCACGAACCAUCAGGUCGCCAAACAUGGGAGAUACAAAUCGACGAGUUAGCUAUCAUCUGCUGGAAAAUGAUUUUUUUUUUUUUUUUCCAACCCUCUUCGACAUUUUUGUGGGUACUUCUUGUUAUUGGCUUUUCCAAGGACCAGCCCAGAUAUUCCUGCAGUCACCGUUGUCGUGCACCAUAGCCAACGAUCCCCUGCCCUUCAAGUGCGAGCGUUGCGGUCGUCGCUACUUCCGCAAGUACACCCUGGUGCGCCAUCUCAAAUUCGAAUGCGGGAAAGCUCCGAACUUUCAGUGCGAAAAGUGCAUGAAAAUGUUCAAGCAUCGACAUCACUUGCGGGAGCACGCAAAGGUUCACUUGGACUCGUACUGA
Messenger RNA from Copidosoma floridanum, 1170 nucleotides. RefSeq lists its product as uncharacterized. The record is from RefSeq and is a predicted model, not a curated record. Lineage: Eukaryota; Metazoa; Arthropoda; Insecta; Hymenoptera; Encyrtidae.